This is a messenger RNA of Australozyma saopauloensis, 720 nucleotides long. RefSeq lists its product as uncharacterized. Lineage: Eukaryota; Fungi; Ascomycota; Pichiomycetes; Serinales; Metschnikowiaceae. The transcript has a single exon. The record is from RefSeq and is a predicted model, not a curated record. The coding region runs from base 1 to 720 and encodes 239 amino acids.
AUGCAGCAUUCCCACUCGGCAGACUGUACAAUCACAGAAACAACCGAGAUCUGCUGUUGCGACAGCAACACAUACCCCCUUUCCCCAUGUUCGUCCUCGGAAACGCUUUUGACGUUGGCAUCGAUCACUCCGCAACAGCAAAACAGGUCGUUUUCCAAUGUCACCGCUGCGUCGGAACCGAUCCUGUUGCCGGACUCUCCAUCGGAGCCAUAUGUCACUGUUUGGCAGCCAAAUCUCGUAGAUAAGCAGGUGGUCACCGUGAGCGAGGUGGAACGUUUUGUGCACAGUAAAAUGGGCCGCGAGGUCGACGUCACUAUCAUCCAUUUCCUAGUCUACCUCUUCGCUGCUGCAGAAGAGCAGGACAGAGGGUACAUCAACCAGUGGAAGCUUCUCCACGCAGGAAAGCAAUACCACCUCCAACGGAUCUCCGAUGUGUGCCGCCGGACGGCCUUGUUGAGAGACGUCGCUGCACAAUACUCGACGUUCCAGCUAUUCCACAGCGCCGAGCUUCGGUGUCCACCGCUCUCCAGGCUGGUUGAAGACCUCUUGCAAGAGGCGACGGACUAUAAUGCCAAAUCAUAUGACGAUGUGUGUGUGACAUAUGCCGACGCAAUUGUGAAGAUGUUCAAAAAAUCCAAGCACCGCCAGGAGCGGCCCAAGGCGAUCAAGAAUACCUUCAGACGUGUGUUCAAGAUUAAGCCGCAUGGUAUCGCUGUCUAA